AUAACUUGAGCAAUCACCUACACAAAGAUCAUCAAAGCAGCAUGAUGCUCGUCAACCUCGCCCUCUCGUUGCUGGCGCUGAUGCUCCCUUCGGGAACAGAUUCUCCCCAUCGCGUGCGGUAUUUCUAUGCCGGGGGCGAGUACACUCCACUGCCAGCCACCGGCGAGCACAUUCGCACCGGCCAGAUUUAUGUGGAGAAACUGACCCCCACGCGAGUCAUUCAACCUUACCCCAUUGUCAUGAUCCACGGACAAGCCCAGACUGGGACUAACUGGCUGAACAAACCGGACGGUCAACCGGGAUGGGCCUCCUACUUCCUGGCCCAGGGCUACGAAUGCUACCUCCUUGACCAACCCUUCCGCGGUCGCAGUCCCUGGCAAUCGUGGAAUGGAGCGCUGGAGACUUAUUCGGCAGAGCACCUGCAGCGGUACUUCACGGCUCCGGAGCACUAUGAGCUAUGGCCCCAAGCCAAGCUGCACACCCAGUGGCCGGGGUCUGGGGUGAUGCACGACCCGAUCUUCGAUGAGUAUUACGCCAGCACCGUGCCCUUUGUCAGCGACAACGUCCUCCAAGAGACCGCCAUGCAGAAAGCGGGCGCUGCGCUGCUCGACCAGAUCGGCACGCCAGUGAUCCUUCUGGCACAUUCCCAGGGCGGCAUCAUGGCCUGGUUGUUAGCCGAUCAGCGCCCGGAUCUCGUGCAAUUGAUCGUCUCCCUUGAACCAGGCGGUCCUCCGUUUCGCAACGCUGCCUUUGGCAACGGGACCGCCCGCGCAUAUGGGUUGACGGACAUCCCCAUCGCCUACACGCCUGCAGUGGUCGAUCCCGCAACCGACUUGGUGACGACUACCAUCCCCGCCACCCACCCGGAUGAAGUGGGCUGUUUGAUGCAAGCGGAAAGCCCGCCUCCGCGUCAGCUGGCGAAUUUGCAACGAACGCCCGUGGUGCUGGUCACCUCCGAGGCAUCGUAUCAUGCGCCGUACGACUGGUGCACCGUCCGUUUUCUGCGCCAAGCGGGCGUGAGCACCGAGCAUGUGCGGUUGGCGGACUGGGGUCUUCGUGGGAAUGGCCAUAUGAUGUUCUUAGAAACGAACAGUGAUGACAUUGCAGCGCUGGUGCACGAAAGGAUCCAAAGCUUCAAUUGAGUGGCAAGCAAUGAGUGUGGCAGUCGUGGGGUAUAGUCGCUGUGUUGUUUUACCGCGGAUCCAGAAUGGUUUUUUUGACCGCUUGUCAAGAGACAGACUGCACGGCGGCGUGAAUUGCCCGAUCUGGACAUGUCACCCACUUGCCCGCAUCCUCAAGCCACCAAGUCACCCAUAGAUAGAAAGUAACAUAAUUAUAAGCUCAUGGUCUACCAAC
Aspergillus uvarum CBS 121591 is the source of this 1356-nucleotide messenger RNA. RefSeq names its product alpha/beta hydrolase. The record is from RefSeq and is a predicted model, not a curated record. The transcript is spliced from 2 exons. Bases 42 to 1142 code for a protein of 366 amino acids. NCBI's taxonomy places the organism in Eukaryota, Fungi, Ascomycota, Eurotiomycetes, Eurotiales, Aspergillaceae.